UUUCUAACCCGGUUACAAAGUGUCAUCUUCGAUACCACUCGAAUUUUGAGCGGCAUGUUGCGGUUUGUUAAACCGGAGCCACGUGAAAAGAGCUUAUGAUUUGAAAUCGCCUUCAUACCUCAUACUGUCAUCAAUCUGUCAACGGUUUGUUUUUGUUUGUACGUACGUUGUUGUGUAAGUAAAAUCCAUAGUAUAAAUUAAAAUAUUUCAAAACUGGUUUUUCUAACAACCUUUUUAAUGCCUUCCGCAACAAAUAAAAGCUUCGAAACCAUGAACGAGUUAAGACCUGGUCAAGACGAUUUUCAACAAUUGGCUGACCUAGCUGGUAUUUACAUGGAUAAAGAACUAUCCAGGGAUUUGGUGCAGCUUUUGAACAUGGGAAUUAGUCCAGAAGUAGUGUUUAAUUUGUUGAAAGUAAUAAGAAAAAAGAAAACGGAAAGAAGUAAGUCCAGAAGGUCAACUCAAAGAACAUCUUUAUCCAAACAUAAAUGAAUUUAAUUAAUUUCUGCAAUUCUGUAUAUAAUUUUGUUGUUGAAAACCGAGAUAUAUUUAUAAUUUUUGAAUAAAAACAAUAUUUUUGAAGCCGUUUUGUGCAGUUGUUACAGCACAGCCCUUCCUUAGUUCAAGAGGACUGGCGAAAAACCUCCUUCUCGAGGUGAUAUUCAAAUUAACUGCUCCGAGCAUAUUCAAGAAAGAUGUAGAACUACACCAUUUCCAAAUUCAAGCGGCAAUAAAAAUGACAUUAACAUUAGAAGAAUAACCUAAAUGCCUCGGCGAUAUGGUUUUGUCGAGCUGUUAGAAGAAAAAAAUAUAAACAACGGAGAGCGGGAAAGUUUGGAAAAGUGUGAAAAGUAAAUAAAAAGUUCUGUUUUGUAUAUUUUUUGUAUCACUAUAUUUUAUGAAUUUGAAGCCCGAAAGCCGUUUCUUCUUGUAUACAGCCUGAUUUACGAGUCCCGUGUAUUAGAAAUUGUUCAGUUUGCAGGUAGUGGAGUAAAAACGAUAUAAAAAUGUUUCAAAUUUUUUUUUGAAGGUCUAACCACAUGAAACCUAUACAGGAUGAUCGGUUAUGCUCUUGUGCAUCUAAAAUGGCUAAUUACGACUUUUUUCGCGGGGGCAGACAUUUUUUAUCUCAAAAAAUGUGACAAAUAUGUCAAAAUGUUAUUUUCGUGUUUUUUUAAACCCACCACGCGAUAACUCCGGAACUAAUAAACCUAUCAACAUAAUUUUUUUUUCAAUCAGUAGAGGACAUAUGAGCGGUGAUAACUGUGCUAGUUUAAAUCCCAUAGUGACUCAAUUUUUUUUUUGGAAACUAGAUUGAACUUCAAAUUGUA
Messenger RNA from Ceutorhynchus assimilis (cabbage seed weevil), 1331 nucleotides. Lineage: Eukaryota; Metazoa; Arthropoda; Insecta; Coleoptera; Curculionidae. The record is from the annotation of a GenBank genome assembly.